Messenger RNA from Plenodomus lingam JN3, 954 nucleotides. RefSeq lists its product as uncharacterized. NCBI's taxonomy places the organism in Eukaryota, Fungi, Ascomycota, Dothideomycetes, Pleosporales, Leptosphaeriaceae. Gene Ontology annotation, biological process: lipid metabolic process. The record is from RefSeq and is a predicted model, not a curated record.
AUGGUGGCUCUCACAUCAGUCUUUCACACGAUAGUAUUCGCUGCUGUCUGCAGUAAUGCCGCGCCACUUGUUGAAAAGAGAGAUGUUCAGGCAGAUGUAUUCGACAGGGCGAAGUUGAUGGCACAAUAUGCUGCAGCUGCAUACUGCCCAAGCAACUUUGGCUCCCCUGGCGAUCAACUCAACUGCCCUUCGGGAGGGUGUCGCGCGGUUGAAGAUGCAGACGCCAGUAGCGUGAUCGAGUACAGCCGAUCUGAGACACCCACCGAUGUGACGGGAUUUGUCGCAGUGGAUCAUUCCAACAAGCUCAUAGUCGUGUCCUUCAGAGGCAGUAGUACCAUCGACUCAUGGCUGACGAACCUCAACCUCGAAAUGACACCCACCGACAUCUGCCCUGAUUGUUCCGCACAUCGAGGCUUCUGGAACUCUUGGACCGAUGCACGAGACCGCGUACUUCCCGCAGUGAAGCAAGCCGGGACCACGUACCCCACGUACCAAAUCGUCGUGACAGGCCAUUCGCUCGGAGCCGCAAUCGCGACCUUUGCAGCCGCUCAAUUGCGAAACUCAGGUUACACGGUUGCGUUGUACAAUUAUGGCUCACCCAGAAUUGGUGGAACCAAGAUCUGCCAGUACAUUACUGACCAGCCUGGUGGCAACUAUCGCUUCACCCACUGGAAUGAUCCUGUUCCAAAACUGCCGCUGCUUAUCAUGGGAUACAAGCAUAUCAGCCCUGAGUAUUACAUCGAGAAGCGCAAUGGAGAGGAUGUGCAGCCAAGCGACAUCAAGGUAUUCCAAGGGUUGGUCAACCUGAGGGGAAAUUCAGCUUGGAUUGCAGUAGAUGUGGAAGCGCAUAGGUGGUAUUUCGGCAGAAUGUACACAUGCGAUGCGAAGAGAUCUUCCCGCGGUUUGCAAAUCAGAGAUGUGGAGGAGGGUAUUGAUGUACUAGCAACGUUCUGA